UGCUCUCCUUGAUUGGCUCGGCCAUAGAAGCGCGUGAUCACCGCUCCUCCUCUACCAUAUCUCGGCCACCUGGAAUGUACUCGGAUGGGUCUACUCCCAUGUGGUCCACGAUCGUGCGGAGAGACGUUCAAAAACAGUUAAUGGCGUUAGAACGUGUUGACCGUGAAGAAGAAUCUCGGAUACGAAGGGAAAGGCGGGAACGCCUCGAAAACGGACCUGUUGAGACGUCGGACAACGUGGAUGACGAUUCUGCUGCCGGGAAGAAACGGAAGCGGCAGAAAGAAAUGGGACCAGGUGUGACCGCACGGACGAUGAACGAGGAAACGCGCAAACGAAUGAUGGACGAUGCGGCUAGCCGAGCAAUUGGUGGGACAGGUAAGCAGAAGUAUGGGUGGAUGAUGGCAGGUGCCGCGGCUGCUGCCGUCACGCCAACGAAGAAGGUUGCAAUAAGUACACCCUCAACCCCAGUUGCUGGAUCACCUGCACCCAAUGGAGUAAGCGGCACCUCUACGACUGGGACAUAUACCCCUUCCACUACGAAACCCCCGCCAUUACCCUCAGGCGGAGGAUGGGCAAGAGCGCGUUUUCCAACAUAUGGAACGACGGCUGGUACGGCAGAACAGGAAGAAGCACGGACGGUAACUAAGAAGGAUAUAGAUUUUGCCAUUGAGAAGGAGAAGGGUCAUGGUGGUGGGCGGGGGAGUGCCAGAGGAUGGACAUAGCCAUAUUGGGACAUGUUUGUUCCACUCCACACUCUCCGCCCCCGACCUACCUUAGCUU
This is a messenger RNA of Cantharellus anzutake, 780 nucleotides long. RefSeq lists its product as uncharacterized. The transcript has a single exon. NCBI's taxonomy places the organism in Eukaryota, Fungi, Basidiomycota, Agaricomycetes, Cantharellales, Hydnaceae. Gene Ontology annotation, biological process: transcription initiation at RNA polymerase II promoter. Gene Ontology annotation, cellular component: transcription factor TFIID complex. Gene Ontology annotation, molecular function: RNA polymerase II general transcription initiation factor activity; DNA binding. Bases 75 to 722 code for a protein of 215 amino acids. The record is from RefSeq and is a predicted model, not a curated record.